AUGUCUCCAGCUCCUGUCGGUGAGAAAUGGUGGAAAAACUCCAUUAUCUACCAGAUCUACCCUGCCAGUUUUAAAGACUCCAACAAUGACGGCAUCGGCGAUAUUCCUGGUAUCAUCUCCUCCCUCGACUACAUCACCAGCCUCGGGGUAGAUGUGAUCUGGAUCUCACCCAUGUAUGACAGUCCCCAAUAUGACAUGGGAUAUGAUGUUGCCGACUAUGAGAGUGUCUACCCACCAUACGGAACAGUCCAGGACAUGGAAGAUCUCAUCGACGAGUGCCACCGGCGCGGGCUGCGCAUCAUCCUGGACCUGGUGGUCAACCACACCUCACACGAGCACAAGUGGUUCAAGGAAUCGCGGUCAUCAAAAUCAAAUCCCAAGCGGGAUUGGUACAUUUGGAAGCCUGCAAAAUACGAUGCCAGUGGAGCCCGCAAGCCCCCCAACAACUGGCGCAGUAUCUUCGGCGGAAGUGCUUGGGAAUGGGACGAAGCAACCCAAGAAUAUUAUCUCCAUUUGUUUUGCACGGAACAGCCAGAUCUUAACUGGGAGAACCCAGAGACCCGCCGUGCGAUCUAUGAUUCGGCUAUGGAGUUCUGGCUGCAGAAGGGUGUCGACGGAUUCCGGGUGGACACAGUGAACAUGUACAGCAAGCACCCUGCGUACCCAGAUGCGCCUGUCCUUGAUCCCAAGUCUGACACACAGAUGUCGCCAUCGUUAUUCUGCAAUGGACCUCGUAUUCACGAAUACCUCGGUGAGAUGAAUGAGGUACUUGCAAAGUAUGACGCUAUGACGGUGGGAGAACUGCCAAAUACGCACACCGUCGAUGGCAUUCUGCGGUAUGUGUCAGCGGCGCAGAACCAGCUCAAUAUGGUCUUUCAAUUUGAUGUGGUGGACCUCGGACAAGGGAAAGACUACAAGUUCUUGACUACGCUGCCGGGCUGGACGCUGCGGGAACUCAAGGCCGCUAUCAAGGGUACUCAAGAUAUCAUGAAGGGGACAGACGGCUGGUCCACGGUGUUCAUGGAGAACCACGACCAGGGUCGGUCCAUCUCUCGCUUUGGUUCCGAGAAGACCCCAGAAUUGAGAGUCACAUCGGCGAAGAUGCUUGCAAUCAUGCAGGGCACGUUGUCAGGCACUCAAUUUAUCUACCAAGGCCAGGAAAUUGGCAUGGUCAAUGCGCCGGAGAGCUGGACCAUCGACGAGUAUAAAGAUGUCGACAGCUCAAACUACUACCAAAUGGUGCAGAAGGUAUCAAAUAAUGACCCGGUGGAGCUGGAAACUGCUAUGAAGUCACUCCAGCGUUUCGCAAGAGACCAUGCCCGGCUUCCUAUGCAGUGGAGCGCCGAGGCUAAUGGUGGAUUCUCUUCCUCGUCGGAAAAGACAUGGAUGCGUGUGCACGAUAACUACCCCGAGAUAAAUGUGAAAGUGCAGGAGAACGAUGAGACUUCUGUCUUGUCGUUCUGGAAACAGGUUAUUCAGCUGCGUAAAGAAUACGCCGACCUCUUAGUCUUCGGGGAUUUUGAGAUCCUGGACGAGCAAAAUGAGAAGGUGUUCACCUAUGUCAAGCGAGGGCUGAGGAAUUCGGUUUUGGUAGUAUUGAACUUCUCAGAGGAUACGCUGAAAUUCGAGAAGCCUGCCGCUGUGCAAGAUCAGAAGGUGUUGCUGCGUAACGUUGAAGGGGAUUUGGGCAAUUUGCAGCCAUUUGAGGGACCCAUGGAGGAUCGCCGUCGGCCCCGAGUAUCCAAGGCAUGUGACGCUUGUGGGCGCAGGAAAGUCCGCUGUAAUGGCCAGCAACGAUGCCAGCAAUGUGAGCACCUGGGCCUAGUUUGCACAUACACCGAUAAUCGACUUGCGCGAUCGAGGAAGCAUGCGCUACGUCGAGGAGAAAUCAUCUCGAAGCAUAGAAUUAAGUCGUCGUCAAAGCCACUUCUCGCUCCAGCUUUAUCCUCAGUUUCAACCUCAUACUUUGAAAGCCUGGUCCCGGAAUACAUGCAUUUCGUAUAUCCAUUCAACCCCAUCAUGACCGACGACGAGUUACAAGAUGCAAUCAGCAAAAUGGACUCGGACGGAGAGAAUGCGGCAUUCGUAUACGCAUUCGCUGCGGCGACCAUUGACCUGACUCAAUCCAAUCACCCCACGUCAAGCGCCUCAACCCAAAUCACCCAGCUCGUCAACCAAUCUAUCAAAACCCAGCCGCCAAUGCUCCUUGGAUUUCGGCCGUCCAUCCUGCGCACAAUGACCAACAUCUUCAUCCAGAUGUGCUUUAUGAGCCUUGGCCAAUACGAUCUAGGCUUUAUAUAUUUGCGCGAAGCCAUCGCCAUGAUCCACCUCCUGCGCAUCGAGGACAAGACCGUCCUCGGACGUCUCCACCCCACAGAACGAGCCCGACGCCAACGUCUCUACUGGUUGUGCUUCAUCCAUGAACGAUUCAUGUCGGUCGUCCACUUCUCUCCCGCAACCCUGUCCCCCCAUGCCUCCUUCCCAGAGGUUGACCCCAACCUACCCCCCGGUAUCUCCCAGGGCUGGACCCAAGUCAUCAAGACCUUCCUCCUCCUCGAACCAACCUUCAUCAACCUCUGGAUCGGCGAUAGAAGCCAAGUAUCUGCUAAAUGGGUAGAGCAAAAACACCGCGAGCUAGACGACGCCCGCUGGGAACUCGAAGUCUCGAUGUUAUCCGAGACGCAGCAAGCAGAUCUCGUCAUCACCAGACAAUGGAUGCGUACUCUUCUCUGGCAAAUGGCCAUGUCCAACUGGCUUUUAUCCUCUCGUGCUCCCUGUCCUUCACUGUCCCUUGAACUCCCGCUCCGACUAUCCAGCCAGCUGAGACAAUUCCUGACUAAGAUCUCGCAGAACACGAUCCGCGUGCACGGGUCUUCGAUCCUCAACAAGCUACUGGAGAUUAUUAAUACGAUCGCUGAUGUAGUUAUUCAUCUUCCGCAGGCAACGCUAGAGCAGACGACUAGUCGGAUUGGGGAUAUUGUGUUUAUGAAGAGCGUGGUGUUUUCGUUUCAUAAUUUGCAGCAGAUGUCGAGGGAUAUUCUCGUUGAGAAGUUUUGUUUGAUUAGGGAUCGCUUUCCGGGGAUUGAGGCUGCUUGUCAGUUGACUAUUUAG
Molecule: messenger RNA, 3111 nt
Organism: Aspergillus alliaceus
Lineage: Eukaryota; Fungi; Ascomycota; Eurotiomycetes; Eurotiales; Aspergillaceae
Product: glycoside hydrolase superfamily
Exons: 2
Coding region: 1-3111 (1036 amino acids)
Biological process (GO): oligosaccharide catabolic process; regulation of DNA-templated transcription; DNA-templated transcription
Molecular function (GO): DNA binding; alpha-amylase activity; DNA-binding transcription factor activity, RNA polymerase II-specific
Source: RefSeq, a predicted model, not a curated record